Molecule: messenger RNA, 1104 nt
Organism: Triticum turgidum subsp. durum (durum wheat)
Lineage: Eukaryota; Viridiplantae; Streptophyta; Magnoliopsida; Poales; Poaceae
Source: the annotation of a GenBank genome assembly
AUGAUCUUCCCCCCUUCAUUCCUGGAUUCCUCGAGCUGGAAUGAUAACCAGUUGGAUUUUGAGCAGCAUGCUCACCACCAGCAGGUCGCGGCCGCAAGUUGUGGUGGUGGUGCCGGCGACGGCGGCUGCAACAACCAUGAGCUCCUGCAGCCGUCAAUCAUGCAGCAGGGGACGCUUGCUGAAGGUGGGGACGGCGGCGGCGGCGGCGGCGGGCAGGUGGUGGGGCCGGCGAAGCCCAUGUCCAUGUCGGAGCGCGCGCGGCUGGCUCGGGUGCCGCUGCCGGAGCAGGGGCUCAAGUGCCCGCGCUGCGACUCGGCCAACACCAAGUUCUGCUACUUCAACAACUACUCCCUCUCGCAGCCGCGCCACUUCUGCCGCGCCUGCCGCCGCUACUGGACCCGCGGCGGCGCGCUCCGGAACGUCCCCGUCGGCGGCGGGUACCGCCGCCAUGCCAAGCGCGCCAAACCCAAGCAGGCGGCCGCGGCAGCGGCAGCGGGGCCACCGGCGGCCAACGGCGCCGCUUCGGGUGGGUCCACGACGUCAUCGACGACUUCCGCUUGCACGACCAUGUCCAACCCGGCUCCCGUGCUCCCGGCGAUGCUGCAGAACGGCGGCGGUGGCAACCUGUCCGGCCUCCUGCCGCCGCUGCUCCGCCUCGCGGACUUCGAUGCCAUGAGCCUUGGCUCCACCUUCUCCGGCAUGGGCAAGCCGUCCGCCGUCGACUCGGCAGCGGGCUACUACCUGGGAGGCGGCGGCGGCGGUGCCGUGGCCGGGCUGGAGCAGUGGAGAGUGCAGCAGAUGCAAGGCUUCCCGUUCUUCCAAGCAAUGGCCGACCAGCAGCACACACUGGGGCCAGCUGCAGCGCCUGCAAUGGCCAUGCCGGGGAUGUUCCACUACCUAGGCUUGGGCAACGGCGGUGACGGCCGCGGCGGCCAUGAAGACGACGGAGGAAACCAACAGUUUCAUCACGCGAUGCCGUCAAAGAGAGAAGGCUACCCGAGAUCAGGCAGCAUCGCCAUGUACGGUGGUGAUCACCACCUCGCUGCUGGCGCUGGCUACACAAGCUCCUACUCCAAUGCUGCCACAGGUAACCACCUCUUGUGA